AUGGUAUGAAAUAGGACACGAAAAGACUUUCCAAAAUUUUUAUAGUAGUAUUGUAUUGAUUACUACUCGUAUUUCCUAAAAAAAAUAUCCCAUGUUCUGAAAAGUUAAAAAGAGUGAAGACACACCACUAACAUGGAAAGACUUUGCACUCUCUAUUUCCCAUUUCCUUACACACACAAACGCUACUCAAAUAACCCCUUUUCUCUCUCUAUUUUGCAAACCCCGCCGACCACAAAAAAUAACCCAUUUUCUCUUUUCUCCGAUCCAACCCAUUUUCUUAUUGGUAUAGACCAAUAAAUUUCUAAAAAAUAAAAAAUUGCUAUAAUUGUAAUACAGGUGAAGAAGCAUUCUAGGCUUUCUUGAAUCUUUUUUGGCAGCUUACAAAUUUGACUAGAGCAACCCCAUUUGCCUAAAUUUGGAAUUUGUUUAUGUGAGAUCAUUUUCUUGCCAAUUUUGGAAUCUGGGUUUUGUUCUACUUAACUUUGAGCUGAUUUUGUGACAUGGGGUUUUGUUAAUUAGCAUGUAAUUAGUUAGUCUGAGCUGAUGGUAUCUAAAUUUUUUUAUCUUUUGUUUGUUUCUUGCUAAUUUUGGUAUCUGGGUUUUGUUCAUCUAUACUUAGCUUUGAGCUGAUGGGUUUUGCUAAUUAGCUAGUUUGAGCUUGUGUUUAGAAAAAAUCAGAACUUUAUUCAGUGCUAAAAAAAAAAAAGAUUGACUUGACUGGUAGAUUUGCAAAAAGAAGUGAGCAGAAAUGUUAUAGAUUGUUAGGAGCUUGUAAACCGUAGAAGAAUUGUUAUUUCAUCCGCCAUGAACGAUUGCUCGGAUCAUGAGGCAGCUCCUUGUAAAGAAACAGCAAAGAAAAAGAGGAAUCUCCCUGGAAUGCCAGAUCCUAAUGCGGAAGUCGUCGCGUUGUCACCAAAGACUCUAUUGGCAACAAACCGAUUUGUGUGCGAAAUUUGCAAUAAAGGGUUUCAGAGAGACCAGAAUUUGCAGCUUCAUAGAAGGGGUCACAAUUUGCCUUGGAAGCUAAGGCAGAGAACAAGCAAUGAGGUGAAGAAGAGAGUCUAUGUUUGCCCCGAACCUACGUGUGUUCACCAUGAUCGUUCACGGGCAUUGGGUGAUUUGACUGGGAUCAAGAAGCAUUUCUGCCGGAAACACGGUGAGAAGAAGUGGAAAUGCGACAAGUGUUCGAAGAAGUACGCGGUUCAGUCUGAUUUGAAGGCUCAUUUGAAGAUUUGUGGAACUAAAGAGUAUAAAUGUGAUUGUGGGACUAUGUUUUCAAGGAGGGAUAGCUUUAUCACGCACAGGGCAUUUUGUGAUGUAUUAGCGAAAGACGGUGAGAAAGCACAGAAUGCAGUUACAACUCCUAUUGCUGAUGAGGACUGUAAGGUUCAAGCUGUUGUUUCAUCUACACCACCACCACCAACACCUCCUACUCCCCCACCAGCUUCAGAGCCUCCAGCUGUUCCUUCACCAGCUGCCCCGGAGCCUCUACCACCUCCUGUUACUCAGUCAACUGAUUUAAUGUCUUCUGAUUCUCCCAUCCAGAAUCCAGAGUUGGUGGAGAGUCCACGCACAAAUUCCACUGGAACCAUUACCAAACAGGUUAUGGAAGAAACAACAGCUAAAACGAGGUUGUCUGGAAUCUGCAGCAGUAGCUCAAGCUCUGGAUGUACCACCAGUAGCAGCAUUUUUCCAAGCUUGACUGGAAUCUCUAGCAGCAGUAGGAGCUCAAGCAGUAAUGGAAGUACCACCACCACCAGCAUUUUUCCAAGCUUGACUGGAAUAUGCAGCAGCACUAGGAGCUCGAGCAGUAAUGGAAGUACCGGAAACAUCAGCAUUUUUCCAAGCUUGACUGGAAUCUCUAGCAGCAGUAGAAACUCGAGCAGUAACGGAAGUACCAGCAGCAGCAGCAUUUUUGGAAGUUCCACUGGAAUCUGUAGCAGCAGCAGUAGCUCUAGCAGUAACAAAAGUACCAGCAGCAGCAGCAUUUUUACAAGCUUGACUGGAAUCUGUAGCAGCAGCAGUAGUAGCGCGAGUAGUAAUAGAAGUGCCAACAGCAGCACUUUUGCAAGCUUAUUUGCUUCAUCAACUUGUUCAGGAAGUUUGCCUUUGCCGUCUCAAGCACCUCAAUUUACUGAUUGGUUUCAAUCCGUCGCUCCUGCUCCGCCACCUGAUAUGGAACCACCAUCAUCUAUGGAACCAAUCUCUCUCUGCCUUGCAAUGAAUCAUGGUUCAUCAGUCUUUGGACCAGCUGGACAAGAGAGGAGGCAGUAUGCUGCUGCAGCACCACAACCAGCCAUGUCAGCAACAGCAUUACUGCAGAAGGCUGCUCAGAUGGGUGCAACGUCGACAAAUUCAUCAUUGUUAAGGGGUCUUGGGAUUGGGAUAUUAUCCUCUGCUUCAUCGUCUAGUGGGCAACAAGAAUGGAGUGGGAGACAAAUUGAUACCAAUGGUGCAACAUUGGCUGCAGGCCUUGGGCUUGGACUGCCAUGUGAUGAUGGCUCUGGUCUAAAGGAACUAAUGCUGGGAACUCCAUCUGUUUUCGGUCCCAAACUUCCGACUCUUGACCUUCUUGGAUUGGGGAUGGCAGCAGGUGGCGGCCCAACACCUGGAUUAUCGGCUUUAAUAACAUCCAUGGGCGGUAAUCUAGAUGUGGCCGCUGCAGCAGGAUCAUUUGAUAGUGGAGAAUUUUGUGGGAAAGAGUUGGGAAGAAGUUCAUGAUACAAAAUGUAAAGGACUAUGAAACUUUAGUUGACAAUUUGGCAAACUCGUUAGUGUAGGGAGAAAACGUCUUUGUUGUAGUAAUAUAGAAGCCUGUUGUAUCUGUGUAAACUUUUCUACUCUUUACUCUAAAACAGUUAUGUUAAUAGAAGUGUAAAGUGAUAAUUUGCGCAA
Molecule: messenger RNA, 2895 nt
Organism: Lycium barbarum (goji berry)
Lineage: Eukaryota; Viridiplantae; Streptophyta; Magnoliopsida; Solanales; Solanaceae
Product: zinc finger protein ENHYDROUS-like
Exons: 4
Coding region: 805-2721 (638 amino acids)
Cellular component (GO): nucleus
Molecular function (GO): DNA-binding transcription factor activity
Source: RefSeq, a predicted model, not a curated record